Hirsutella rhossiliensis is the source of this 360-nucleotide messenger RNA. RefSeq lists its product as uncharacterized. The record is from RefSeq and is a predicted model, not a curated record. Bases 1 to 360 code for a protein of 119 amino acids. NCBI's taxonomy places the organism in Eukaryota, Fungi, Ascomycota, Sordariomycetes, Hypocreales, Ophiocordycipitaceae. The transcript has a single exon.
AUGAAAUCCGCCAUUGUUCUUGCCAGCACCGCCGCUCUGGUCGGUGCCUUGCCCCAGGGCAAGCCCGCCGCCGGCCAGAAGCUUCCGUGGAUCGAGGAUGUCUCGUUUGGCGGCUUAUACUGUGGUUGGUUGCGAGACACCUGGUUCGAACACUCCGAGGAAAACUGUGGCACGCAGACAUUUUGCGAGGAUUUCGACGACCAGCAAAAGAUGAGGGACUAUCUCAAGGCCGAGCCCGAGUUUAAGAGCGCCAAGGAGUGCUUCGCCGCACGGGAGACCAAGCCUGGCUCGACGCCUGACCCUGCCCAGCAACCGAAGACCGAGACGGUUGCCGCUUCCCAGGAAGGGUCUCCCUCCUAA